AUGACUACUCCAACUUCAAUAACAACAUCAGAAACACCGACAAGUGGAGGUGCAGGCAUUCAGUCGAGCACCUCUAGUGCAGGUACUGCAACGUCGAAUUCAACAACUACUGAUGCAUCGGCAGGCACGGGAACCACUGGUAGCUCUGUUUCGACAGGCACUCCAGGGACAGGUCCUGCUGUUUCAGUAAGCCCUACUGCUCCAGUGAAUAGCACGGUUUCAUCAACAUCGACCUCAACGGUUACUACCACGGAGGGAACGACAACGCUCCCCAACGUCGAUGUCGAAUACGUAGAGUUCAAACGAAGUUGUACGGUGGAUGGUGAUUGCCAAUACACUCUCGUGGCUCCUCGUAAUGAUCAGAAGUUUUUGGCCGCUGAGAAAUCAUUGGUAGAUCAGGACAGGACCGAAGUUGCCAACAUAUCAAGUGUAGGUUCUUGUCAAAAUCGAGAAGGAAUGGUCUGA
Cooperia oncophora is the source of this 465-nucleotide messenger RNA. NCBI's taxonomy places the organism in Eukaryota, Metazoa, Nematoda, Chromadorea, Rhabditida, Trichostrongylidae. The record is from the annotation of a GenBank genome assembly.